UUCCAAGCUCACAAGUGAUGCUUGAAAGUGUGCAUAUCUGACUGUUCUUCUGCUUGUGGAUUCUUCCCUCCCUUGCCAAAUUCAACGAUUGUCUCCAACUCGCAGUCAUGGCAGAAAGAAAGCUCCCAGUUCAGCAAUUGACGAUUCUAGCAUUAUGUCGCUUUGCAGAGCCCUUGUCCAUGCUAUCCAUCCUUCCCUACCUACCCGAGAUGAUUGAGAGUUUUGGAGUGGCAGAAGAUGACAUCGCGCUAUGGGCCGGCGUUGCGGCCUCUCUAUACUCUGCCUGCGAAUGCAUUGCAGCAAUUCCUUGGAGCAUAUUGAGCGAUCACUUGGGAAGGCGACCGGUCAUUCUCGCGAGUCUUACUAUCACCAUGAUUACAAGUCUACUUUGGGGCUUCUCGACCAAUUUGACAAUGGCACUCACUGCACGCGUUCUCGCGGGACUUGGAAACGGUGUAGCCGGUAUUAUACGGACCAUGGUCGCAGAAUUGUGUCCGUGGAAGGAGCUUCAGCCAGUUGCGUUCAGCGUAAUGCCAAUUGUAUGGAACCUAGGAUCUAUAAUUGGACCUGCCUUCGGUGGCGCACUCUCGAAUCCUUAUGACAGGCUACCUGGAACUCCUGCUGGCCCACACUUCUUCGAAAAAUUCCCGUACGCUCUGCCAAAUGUAGCAUCUGCGGGUUUCUUUCUGGGUGGAAUAGUCAUUGGUAUAUUUUUUCUCAAAGAAACACUCCCGAGUCGGAAGGACCACGAGGAUGUCGCGUUAAGGAUGGGCAAAAGACUGACGUGCAGAGCACACGAAGGUCUACGGAAAGUCAGAUAUCUGUUUAUCCCAGGAAAUGAGGACGAAACAAAGCCGUUGCUCAGCGGCUCGAGUAGUACGAUGUUCGAGCCAAGCCUUGGAAGCGAGAGCAACGACGAUAUUCUAGAGGAAGAGGAUGAAGAUCAGAAAGGAAUGGUGACAUGGAGAGAUGUCCUCUCAAAGCAAUCUUCUCUUAAUCUGGUUGCUUAUGGUUUACUGUGCAUGCACUCCAUGAGCUAUGACCAGAUUCUUCCCGUAUUCAUGCAUCAUCCUGUUCAAAAUCCGAACGAUGCAGAUGUCAGCCUGCCUUUCAAGUUUAGUGGUGGAUUUGGCAUCGACACAAGUCAGAUAAGCACCCUUUUCACACUCUACGGCGUCGCAAGCAUGUUUUUCCAAUUCUUCAUCUUCCCGCCUUGUGUCCGAAGAUUCGGCACCCUCCGCUGCUUCAAAGCCUGCAGCGUCGUCUUCCCAAUCGCUUACUUCAUGACCCCAUUCGCCUCCCUCCUUCCUGGCACCUUCAGCAAAGAAGCGGUAAUACUUUUGAUAUGGUUUGUCAAGGGCUUGUGUACCAAUGUUGCAUUUCCAAGCUCAACAAUCUUGCUCAUGAAUAGUGUCAGUAACCCACGAUAUCUUGCGAGAUUUAACGGAGUCUCUGUGGUAGUGAGCUCUAUUGGGAGAGCAUUGGGACCUUCUAUCAUGGGUCCAAUGUUUACAUUUGGUGUCGAUAAAGGGUAUGUCAUUGUACCAUUUUGGACUUUGGCGGUAAUUACGGCGCUUGGAGUGAUUCCCGUCUUUUGUCUGAAAGAUCCUGAUGAGAUGGAACGAGAAAAUGAGUAAUGCUGGUCAUGAUUAUGAUUAUUUGCAACGAAAAGGUUGAAGAACUCGGCCGUGGCACUUCGGUUACGUCAGGCUCCCCGUGCCGCACGUCGGUUCGAGUUAGGGGCAAAAUAAGCGCUAAUGCUGCAAGGUUGUAUUACUAAUGAG
Messenger RNA from Mollisia scopiformis, 1784 nucleotides. RefSeq names its product putative MFS transporter. The transcript is spliced from 4 exons. Bases 108 to 1637 code for a protein of 509 amino acids. The record is from RefSeq and is a predicted model, not a curated record. Gene Ontology annotation, biological process: transmembrane transport. Lineage: Eukaryota; Fungi; Ascomycota; Leotiomycetes; Helotiales; Mollisiaceae. Gene Ontology annotation, molecular function: transmembrane transporter activity.